Molecule: messenger RNA, 967 nt
Organism: Salvia hispanica
Lineage: Eukaryota; Viridiplantae; Streptophyta; Magnoliopsida; Lamiales; Lamiaceae
Source: RefSeq, a predicted model, not a curated record
UUUUGUAUGAAGCACAAUUACUCUACAAAUUCCCUGAUCGGUCGCUGCAAAACCCUCCACCGCAAUCAAGCGGCGUUGCCGCCGAGAUGGUCAAAAUCAAAACUAGAAGUUGUUCAACUUCCUCAGCUUCGGCUUCUAGGAGAAUUGGUUUGGCAGGAGAAACCAAGAAGGCUGCAAGGAAGAAGACGGCGCGAAAAAAGGGAGGAUUUUCGUAAGGAAUACCAAGACGCUAAUCCUGAUGUCAAGUCAAUGCGCGAUAUUGGGAAAGCAUGCGGGGAGAAGUGGAAAACAAUGACAUAUGAGGAAAAGGUGAAGUACUAUGAUAUUGCCACUGAAAAACGAGCAGAGUUUGAUAUAGCUAUGACAAACUUCACUAAGAAAAAGGAGAGUGGUGAAUUUGAUGAAGAUGAUUCGCAACUUGAUGACGACUCAGAUUUCGAUGGAUGAAACUGUUACGAUAGGGAGGGGGCCUUGACGCAGGUCAUCACCGCGCGCUGCCCCUACAGGUAUACACUCCACCAUGGAGGAAGACGUCUGUAUUUCUCAUCGUCCCGUUCCACAAGCAGAGGAACGUGGAAGUGGAGAUGGAGGAUAACAACACGCCCUGCUCGGUUGGGAUCCUCGUCCACUGGGGGGUUGCUGAGUUGCAGGACUAUGCGUAGAAUGUUGAGGUCCUGUUCUUCGAGGGCCAAGACCGUGAGAUGGAUGCCGGAUGAGAUGGGAAUCAGGCUCACGGUCAUGAGUUUCACACCGAGCUCGGAGGCUAAUGGUAAUGACUAAUGAGAAAAGCCAUGUGAGCGUGGAAAUGGAUAGGGAGAGAGAAGUACAAAUUUAGAAACACAGCUGCUGACAGCGGUAACUGAUGAUGCAGAUUGAACCUAGUAAUAAUCUGUCUCCUGUCAAUUUUGAACCAUCAGCAUUCAGCAGAUAGAUUCUAAUGAUUUUACAUAAGAUGCUCUUGCUGCAA